CAAACCACGCGCGAAACACAAUUUUGGUAACUUUUCUCUCCCUCCACGCCAUGUUCCAGAAAUCCUAGCCCCCAAUUCAUGCAAACCUCUGGACCAUGUAGAAGAAGCCAAUUUUUCUCCUCUGCACCCAUUAACCAAAAGAAAGCUUCAAUUUCUCAACCUGUCACUAUCCCAAUUCCUCAUCUCCCAAUUUUAUCCAAAACGGUGAAUAGCAACACAGAGGAGAUAAACGAUUUUCUGGUUCUCUUCUCAAUUGAAUCUCUGACCUAUUUCAAGACCCAUCCCACAGCCCCAGGAUUUAUUGUGAAAGUGUAUAUCCAUCUUGAAGUGAAAGUUAGGAGCAGCAAAUUUCUACAAUCUUUUUUGUUGCGAGUAGAAUAAUCUGGAGUAGAGAGCAGCACCAAAAGGGUUAUGUUUUUUCAUCUUUAAUCUAUUUUAUGCUUUUGUUUUGAAACUGAAAUCUUUUAUGUUUUUGUUAAUUUGUUAAUGUAAUUUUGUGAUUUAUAGAGGAUAUUUCUUUGAAUAAUCUGAGUUUUUUAUUAGUUUUUGAAUAAUAUAAGGCUUGAAAUAC
Messenger RNA from Trifolium pratense (red clover), 571 nucleotides. RefSeq lists its product as uncharacterized. NCBI's taxonomy places the organism in Eukaryota, Viridiplantae, Streptophyta, Magnoliopsida, Fabales, Fabaceae. The transcript is spliced from 3 exons. The record is from RefSeq and is a predicted model, not a curated record. Bases 79 to 381 code for a protein of 100 amino acids.